Molecule: messenger RNA, 5774 nt
Organism: Phacochoerus africanus (Common warthog)
Lineage: Eukaryota; Metazoa; Chordata; Mammalia; Artiodactyla; Suidae
Gene: GAB2
Product: GRB2 associated binding protein 2
Exons: 10
Coding region: 100-2136 (678 amino acids)
Source: RefSeq, a predicted model, not a curated record
CCUCCCCCGCGAGCUGCGCACCGCCGGCCGACUGACCCAGCCGCCCGCGCCCGCGCCCUUGUCCGUCGACCCCGCGGCGGGCUCCAAGCGGCCGGCAGCAUGAGCGGCGGCGGCGACGUGGUGUGCACGGGCUGGCUGAGGAAAUCGCCCCCCGAGAAGAAGUUGAGGCGCUAUGCCUGGAAGAAACGCUGGUUUAUCCUGAGGAGUGGCCGGAUGAGCGGGGACCCAGAUGUUCUGGAAUACUACAAGAAUGACCACUCCAAGAAGCCCUUGCGGAUCAUCAACCUGAACUUCUGCGAGCAGGUGGAUGCAGGCCUGACCUUCAACAAGAAGGAGCUGCAGGAUAGUUUUGUGUUCGACAUCAAGACCAGUGAGCGCACCUUCUACCUGGUGGCCGAGACAGAGGAGGACAUGAAUAAGUGGGUCCAGAGCAUCUGCCAGAUCUGCGGCUUCAACCAGGCUGAGGAGAGCACAGACUCCCUGAGGAACGUCGCCUCAGCCGGUCACGGCCCCCGCUCCUCUCCAGCGGAGCUCAGCGGCGCCGGUCAGCACCUUCUCCGAGAACGAAAAUCCUCAGCCCCGUCGCACUCCAGCCAGCCAACCUUGUUCACCUUUGAGCCCCCGGGAUCAAACCACAUGCAGCCGGCCUUGUCCACCAGCGCGCCUCAGGAGUAUCUCUACCUGCACCAGUGCAUAAGCCGGAGAGCAGAAAAUGCACGGAGCGCCAGCUUCUCUCAGGGCACCAGGGCCUCGUUUCUCAUGAGGAGCGACACGGCUGUGCAGAAACUGGCCCAGGGCAAUGGACACUGUGUCAAUGGAGUCAGUGGUCAAGUGCACGGCUUCUAUAGCCUCCCCAAGCCAAGCCGGCACAAUACAGAAUUCAGAGACAGCACCUACGACCUCCCCCGGAGCCUGGCCUCGCAUGGCCACACCAAGGGCAGCCUCACAGGCUCCGAGACAGACAACGAGGAGGUGUACACCUUCAAGAUGCCCAGUAACACCCUGUGCCGUGAGUUUGCGGACCUCUUGGUGGACAACAUGGACGUUCCGGCCACCCCGCUCUCGGCCUACCAGAUCCCUAGGACAUUCACGCUGGACAAGAACCACAAUGCCAUGGCAGUGGCCGCCCCUGGGGACUCGGCCGUAGCUCCCCCGCCCCGGCCCCCCAAGCCAAGUCAGGCCGAAACACCUCGGUGGGGCAGCCCUCAGCAGAGACCUCCACUGGGCGAAAGCAGCAGAUCCGUCUCUGCCGCUGCCACCAUCCCCAGGCGCAAUACCCUCCCAGCCAUGGACAACAGCCGACUUCACCGAGCUUCUUCCUGCGAGUCCUACGACUACCCCCAGCGCGGCAGAGACGGUGCAGGCCGGUCCGCCGAGUCCAUGAGCGAUGCAGUCGGUGCUUUCCUGCCAGGGAAAGCAGCUGUGGGCCGAUCGGAUAGCACCAAUUCUGAGGACAACUACGUGCCCAUGAACCCAGGCUCUUCCAGCCUGCUGUCCAUGGAGCGAGGAGGUGACCAUUCCCAGAGCGCCUACAUCCCCAUGAGCCCAGGGCCCCAUCACUUUGACCCUCUUGGCUACCCCUCUGCAGCCCUUCCUAUGCACCGAGGCUCCAGCAGAGGGAGCGACAUCCAGCCACCCCCAGUCAACCGCAACCUCAAACCUGACCGGAAAGCAAAGCCAACACCCCUUGACUUGAGAAACAACACCGUCAUCGAUGAGCUCCCCUUCAAGUCGCCCGUCACCAAGUCUUGGUCCAGGGCCGUCCACUCCUUCAACCCCAGCUCCUCCCAGUACUGCCGCCCCAUCUCCACACAGAGCAUCACCAGCACGGACUCAGGAGACAGCGAAGAGAACUACGUCCCUAUGCAAAACCCAGUGUCCGCAUCUCCCAUUCCCAGUGGCACCAACAGUCCGGCCCCUAAGAAGAGCACUGGCAGCGUGGACUAUCUGGCCCUGGACUUCCAGCCGAGCUCCCCGAGCCCUCACCGCAAGCCAUCCACGUCAUCUGUCACUUCCGAUGAGAAAGUGGACUACGUUCAGGUGGACAAGGAGAAGACCCAGGCCCUGCAGAACACCAUGCAGGAGUGGACGGACGUGCGGCAGUCCUCGGAGCCUUCCAAGGGGGCCAAGCUGUGACGUGGGGCCCGUGCCCGGGGACGGCCUGGGAGGCAGCAUCUCCAGAGCUGAGGCCUCCUGGUCCGUCUCCCCUCCUCCCCUCCACGAGCCCUCCGGCCCCCUCCUCUCCACGCCACUCUGGCCUUCAAAGCACUGACAGCAGGGACCCUGACCCCUUCCACCGGGAGGGGAGGGCCUGAUCGAGGCACCUGCUCUGCCACUCAGGGCCCACCUUUGACUUUGAUAGUAGUGGCCCUGCUGCUCCGCCCACCUCAGUUAGAGCUCUCGCCAAAAAAGCGUCCUUCAGCUUCUUCCUGCCCUUGACCAGAGCAUCUUCCAGAUGCUUGGAAGGAGGGCUGGGCUCUGAGCCAGAUCCCACACCUCACCUUCGGGCACGGCCCUCAGCCUUCGUCCCUCCAACCCCUGGGCUACCUCUCCUUCAGUCUCAGAAGAGGCCGCGUCAUCUCGCUGACCCAGAGAGCCAAGGACCAGCGGACCAAGUGGACCUGGACGUCUUCAUCCCGGUCUUUCUUGGCAGGAGGGAGGCAUGGCCACCAAAAGAUGGAGGAAGCAAGGUCAAGGUGGAAGGUCAGAGGUGGUCUCGAGGGACAGAGGCAUUGGGCCCCAGAUGCAGAAGGGCAGUGGGUCCGUGCAGGGGUCCCCCGCUUUCAGGCCGAGCGGCAGUGCCGCUGUCACGGUGGGAGAGGCAAAAGGAUGAAGACUGAGGAUGCUGAGCAACCAAGAACCAGGAGCAGGGCUCAGAGCCCCGGAGAUGGAGUGACAAGGACACUGGGGGCCGGGCCCCGGAACUGCGGUGCUCCAUGCCCGCCCUGCUGCUCUGGGACAGAGCACCGUCGGCCUCCCCAGGAUCCCACCCAGCGGGAGCGCUGCAAGGACCAGGCUUGGACUGUGCUGGGCGGGCAGCCCAGCGUGUGGGGUAAGAGGGGAGGCGGGAAGAGCUGUGGAAGGCGAUACGGAAGAGCUGGGGACAUGGGGCCACCUGGGACAGGAACAGUGCCCAGGACUGGAGUGGGGACAGUGCAGCAAGUGAGCUGCUGUAAGAUGGGCAGCAAGGCAGGUCACUGGUGGGCCAAGAGGCGGGGCGAGGGCCACAGGGAGACGCUGUAGCUCGGGUGGGGGGGGCAGUGCAGCGGGCAGGCGGGGAGCAGAAAGCAGGGCGUGAGGUUGUCAGGGGGGCCAUGUGCACGGGGGCAGGUGAGAGCAGUUGGCAGGCUGAUGGGCAUAGUAGGGCAGAGGAGAGCCAAGGGGUGGGGGGAAGGGAACUAGAGGACGGCCUGUGGGAGCCGCCAGCAACUCCUGCCGUCUGGCGAGGUUUAUGCCAGUCCCCAGGCACGUCUGACCGGGUGUCAGGAGAGAGUGUUUUCUCGGCUCGUGUGACGCGCUCGCUCUGGGGAAUCCAGGUGCCGUGUGGGACUCAAGCCUGGCUCCAAGGGACGAGGGCCCUCGGAUCAGCCUCCCCCUCCGCCAUCGUUGCCAGGGACAGGCGGCGGGGCAGCGCCCCCAGGCUCUUUCUCCAAAGUCUGGGGAGGGGGAAUCUUUUAUACUGAAGUCAUUGGCCAAAUUUUCAAGUUUCAGAGGCAACUAAGCAGACCAGAUGUUUCAUCUUACCCUGGAGCAAAGAGACCACCUUCCUCCAAAAAAGAUUUCCCACCCAAGUCAGGGAGGUGGCUGCGGCUCACCGUCCCGCUGCCGCACACAGGUACUCCCCCACUGCCCUCGCCAGCCCUCCACCCUGGGGGGGAUUCGCUCACCAGUAUCCCGUCUCCUCCUAGUAUUAGUUAAGAUCAGCUCAAGAAGCAUUCGUUCACGGCUGCUGUAGCCAGGUCUGGGCUAGGCCCUGAGCACACAGGAAUUCGUCAGGCGUUGGCGCUGUGUUUGAGGAGGUCAUGAUCUAUGAGCAGAAGGAUGACGACACCCUGGGAAUGGCUGUGAGAGAGACUUAAAAUGUGGCUACUGUGCUGAGAAAUCGAGGCUGCUUCUCCAGGUCGCUGCUGGAGGGAGGAGUCGGGAGCAGGUGGAGGUCCGGGAAGAGGGUUUCCAGGAAAAGAGGGCACCUGACACGGGUCUUAGAGGAAGAUGGGUCAGCUGUUUCGAGGGAAGGGGGCAAGGCUGGGCUCCAGUGGAGAAGCAGUGAGGCCUUGCCUCCGUGUUCCCUCAGUGCAGUGGGAAUGGGGGCAGUGCGUUUGCCGUUUCCCUUUAAGGCCCUCUGCAAAGGGUCUCAGACAUCAGAGCUUUUAAUGGUGCCACCCCUGCGUCCCCAGCAGGCAACAGGUGGGCCCAGGAGUGGAUACCCUCUGUGCCCAGCGCUGUCUCCUAUUGACUGUCAGAGGGCCUCUUCAUGUCAGCAUUUUCUGAAUGUGCCGUAAUGUCAGUGAAACUGGUGGGAGUCUUGAGAGACUGAGGCACUCACCUCUAACCUGCGAGGACGCCUCCCUCCAGUUGUUGGUUCCCGUGACACCUGAACCCUUAGAGGCAGUGAGGCAGGGGUGGAGAAUGAAGGUGGGAGAAGGGGAAAUGGGCCCGUUGAAAUCAGAGACGGGCUCACAAGCCCCAAAUACCAGAGUCUAGUAUGCACCUGUCAGCUCAGUGUCAAGAGCCUGGCACGUGGGCCGAUCCGGGGGUCCAAGUCCGCCUCUCCUGGGGGCCUGGCCAGGACUGAGACCCCAGGAUGCUUGUCAGCCACCACAGCUCACACAGGUCUUAGCCUGCCUGGGGCUCCCCGGCGAAGGAGUGGAACUCAGCCGCUCCCAGCUCCGCCUCGCCAGGCUGAAGGAGCGAGAGUGCUCUGGGGAGCGGUGGCUCUGCUCCCCUCGCUGAGGUUAGACGUGCUGCCGCUCUUCCCACUCUUCGGCGGCUGCGCUCUGCUCGGGGGUCCAGAUCACCAGGGACGGGCAGCACCCAGCAUGCUGGCCGGUGACCUCAGUCCCCUCCCUAGAUGGAUUCUGGCACUGUCCACGUUCAAAAUCAGGCACGUGUGCCCCCACUCUUGGACAGAAGCACACCCCUUCUCAAGUGAUUUCCCACAGCGCGAAGGCCUCAGCCCAAGCCGUGUGUGGCCACCCCCCUGCCCCACCAACAGAGCCACGGCCGCACCACGGGGGCGGGAGGAAGAGGGCCCGGCCCUCUGCGCCACCAGGGGAAGGAGGCUGAGCGCGGGAGCUGUCGAGCCCCUUCUUUCUGGAACACGCCGAGCGCUUUGGGGCCAGGCGGACUGCCGGCGGAGGGCACUGGGGGUGGAGGCUCCCCUGUGAUGGUGACGUGUGUUCUUAUGUGUUUGUUGGUUACCUGUGUCUUGAAAUUAGGAAUCAUUUCGCACAGAAUCGUCGCUUUGUCGGGAAGAGAAAAUGGGCUAGAAGCAGCCCCGUCUUCGGUUUCGGGCUCUGUUACACUUAAAAUUGAUGUUUAAUUUUUCAAAUCACUGUUGGUGCCUAAUCACUUAAGUUAUUAAUUUAUUCUGUUUUCUUUUAAAAACAAAUCGAUAACCUGUAUUUAUCCUGCGAGGAGGUCUGGGGGGGCUGGGAACGUGUUCACGCAGGUCCUGUGUUGGCUGUGGUGACACAUGGUACAGGCCUGGAGCUUGCAGGUCCCUUUUUACUGUGGUCUUGGAGCUGGACAACAAUAAAGUCCAUUAGAAGCAA